AUGCGUCUCUUAAACAAGGACCUGCGUCUGCAGGACUUUACACUGAUCUACGUGAUCCUGCUUGCUGCCUUGGUGGUUCUCCUGGUGGCCCCAUACCAUGCUUCAUCCCCAUCUUCGUCUCCAGAUGGCCCAUCUAGACCUCCCUUACCCUACCAUGUCCCCCUGGACCCUGCUGGACAGCUGGAGCUCUCCUGGAACAUCAAUUACGCCAAGCAGGAGGUGUACAUGGAGCUUCGGGCCAAGGAGCUACACCACGGUCUCCUGCUGGGCAUGUCGGAUCGUGGGGAACCCACCAACGCCGACCUGGUGCUUCUGUGGAACGAUGGGCACAAGUCCUACUUUGGGGAAGCUUGGAGUGAUGAUGAAGGUCGGGUAAUGUUAGACAGUCAGCAAGAUUACGAGUUGCUGGAUGCUCGGAACACUCCGGAAGGCUUUUCUCUGCUCUACAGGAGACCUUUCAGUACCUGCGAUCCCCAUGACUACGUUAUAGAGGAAGGAACAGUCCACCUGAUCUACAGCAUACUUGAUCAGCCAAUCCACUCUCUCCGUGAACUCAACAUGUCCUGCCUUCAACUUGGCAUCCAGCGAGUCCUUCUAUUGCGUCCUGACACGCCCAGCCCCUCUCUUCCGCCGGAUGUGCGCACGCUGGAGGUUCUGGCCCCUGAUGUCGUUAUCCCUGACCAGGAGACCACCUACUGGUGCUAUAUGUACCAACUGCCCCCCAACAUGCCCAAGAACCACAUCGUCAUGUACGAGGCGGUGGUGAGCGCAGGGAACGAGGCCAUCGUGCAUCACAUGGAGGUGUUCGAAUGCUCGCCACACAUGGACGCCGUCCCUCAGUACAGCGGCUCCUGUGACUCCAAGAUGAAGCCGGCGAAGCUCAACUCCUGCCGUCACGUCCUGGCAGCGUGGGCCCUUGGAGCCGAGCAAUUCUAUUACCCCUCAGAUGCUGGCCUUCCUCUGGGUGGACAAGGUUCCUCCAGGUUCCUUCGUUUGGAGGUGCACUAUCACAACCCACUCCUCAUCUCAGGGCGUCGUGACUCCUCUGGUAUCCGUUUGUGGUUCACUCCGUCACUGAGGCGUUUCGAUGCUGGGAUCAUGGAGCUCGGUUUGGUCUACACGCCCGUCAUGGCCAUCCCUCCUCACCAGCACACCUUCCAGCUUACGGGCUACUGCACUGCCGAGUGCACACGCACGGGGCUGCCUCCCGGUGGGAUCCAUAUUUUUGCGUCGCAGCUGCACACACACCUGGCAGGCCGAGGCGUCCGGACCGUACUGGUGAGAGGAGGCAGGGAGGUGGAAGUGGUGCAGGAAGACAAACACUUCAGUGCACACUAUCAGAUCAUCCGUAUCCUCAGAAAGAUGGUGACUGUUCUGCCAGGUGAUGUGCUUCUGACAAAAUGCACUUAUAACACAGAAGACAGAAACAAAGUCACAGUGGGUGGCUUUGGGAUCAUGGAGGAGAUGUGUGUGAAUUAUGUCCACUAUUACCCACGUACCCAGCUGGAGCUGUGCAAGAGUCACGUAGACCUGGAGUACCUGCAGAAAUACUUCAGCAUCAUCAACAGGUUCCAUGGCAGUGAGGGCUGCAGCUGUGCUCAGACCUCAGUGGAGGAUGAGUUCUCCUCCGUGACCUGGGACUCGUUCAGUGCCAAGGUGCUCGACUCCCUGUACACCACCUCGCCCAUCUCCAUGCACUGUAACCGGUCCACGGCCGAGCUCUUCCCCGGCAACUGGGAGAAACAGAAGAUUCCUGAGGUGUUAGCGGAGCUCCAGCCACAAGUCCGGCCGUGUGAGCCGAGCCGAGCGGCAUCUCCGCGUAGCGGCCCUACGGAGGUUCAGCCCCAACUCCGCGGAUAACACACAACACCACGGUGUCAUUAACAUUAAACAGUUUAGAUGCCCGAUUUGUUUGCAUUUCCACCGGCAGCCAAAACUAAUUAAUUUGCACCAUUAUGCAGAUUUAACUCAAAGUGGGUGUGGUCAGAUCUGGGGCAUACAAAUGAGAAGCAAAGCGAUGUGAUGUUCUAGUUAGAUAUUUUUACUAGACAGAUAUAUAGAAAACACUUUUCUUCUGCCACUGAGCAUCGUCCACCUGUUAGCACUUUCACAGUUUAGUAUAAAUACACAGGUAAUUAUCGAAAAUCGUGCACUGAUUGGUCCAGAGAUUCGGAUUAUUUAUUUCUCGAUAAUCACCUUGAAUGACUCAAAUCAAGUUUUUGUAC
Molecule: messenger RNA, 2225 nt
Organism: Neoarius graeffei (lesser salmon catfish)
Lineage: Eukaryota; Metazoa; Chordata; Actinopteri; Siluriformes; Ariidae
Gene: dbh
Product: dopamine beta-hydroxylase (dopamine beta-monooxygenase)
Exons: 12
Coding region: 1-1860 (619 amino acids)
Biological process (GO): dopamine catabolic process; norepinephrine biosynthetic process; octopamine biosynthetic process
Cellular component (GO): secretory granule membrane
Molecular function (GO): copper ion binding; dopamine beta-monooxygenase activity
Source: RefSeq, a predicted model, not a curated record